Molecule: messenger RNA, 1108 nt
Organism: Rhinolophus ferrumequinum (greater horseshoe bat)
Lineage: Eukaryota; Metazoa; Chordata; Mammalia; Chiroptera; Rhinolophidae
Gene: PSMG1
Product: proteasome assembly chaperone 1
Exons: 7
Coding region: 122-973 (283 amino acids)
Biological process (GO): proteasome core complex assembly
Cellular component (GO): endoplasmic reticulum
Molecular function (GO): proteasome binding
Source: RefSeq, a predicted model, not a curated record
GUGGCGUUGCUCGGGCGCGUGCGCGGGGGCGCCUGCGCCUUCCUGUGGCGCCACAGUUAGGCCCGGAGAGCGUGAGGGCUGCUAUGGCGGCUACGUUCUUUGGGGAGGUAGUGAAGGCCCCAUGCCGAGCUGGGACGGAGGACGAGGAGGAAGACGACGAGGGGAGGAAGGAGACUCCCGAGGACAGGGAGGUCCGGCGGCAGCUGGCGCGGAAGAGUUUUGUCUUGUUUCCCGUGUUAGGGAGGUGCGGCUCCUUCGAAGACAAACGAAAACAUCUUUGGAAGUUUCUCUGCUAGAAAAAUAUCCUUGCUCCAAGUUUAUAAUUGCUAUAGGAAAUAAUGCAGUAGCAUUUUUGUCGUCAUUUGUUACGAGUUCAGGAGUCUGGGAGGAAGUUGGUUGUGCUAAACUCUGGAAUGAAUGGUGUAGAACAACGGACACUGCACAUCUGUCCCCCACAGAGGCUUUUUGCGUGUUUUAUCAUCUGAAAUCGAAUCCCUCGGUUUUGCUUUGUCAGUGCAGCUGCUACGUUGCCGAAGACCAGCAGUAUCAGUGGCUAGAAAAGGUUUUUGGCUCUUGUCCAAGGAAGAAUUUGCAAAUAACUGUUCUCACAUGUCGACAUGUUACCGAUUAUAAAACUUCAGAAUCUACCAGCAGCCUUCAUCCUCCUUUCCUGAAAGCCCUAAAAACACAGAAUUUCAAAGAGCCUCCAUGCUGUUCACUGCUAGAACAACCCAAUAUUGUGCAUGAUCUUCCUGCAGCAGUUCUGAGUUACUGUCAAGUAUGGAAAAUCCCCGCCAUUCUGUACUUGUGUUAUACUGAUGUGAUGAAAUUAGACCUAAUUACAGUUGAAGCUUUUAAGCCUGUACUUUCUUCCAGAAGCUUGAAAGGUUUGGUUAAGAAUAUUCCCCAGAGCACAGAGGUACUGAAGAAAUUGGUGACAACAAAUGAGAUUCAGAGUAACAUUUACACAUGAUUCCAGAGAGUGUUUUGUAAAGUAUGUCACCCAUCCAUUCGUUUACGGGGAGCAACUGCACUGUGUUAUAGGUUACUUUUUUUCAAGCGGGUUAUUCUGAGGGUGUUAAAAACAGAAUAAACUUAUUUAAAUUCA